GCCAUCAUAACAACCAUUUCAGACACCUUCUCUUAUCCUUUCUUCGUUUCCUUUGCACUUUUUAAUAUUCAACUAAUCCAAUAAAUUAAGUUUUUUUAAUCCUAACUAUCAAGACCUUAAUCCCAAACCACCCAGAUAAAAAUCUAAUCCCUCCCCCUUUCUUCCCCAUCAAAUUACUUGUUUGGUGUGUGGAAGAGAAAGAGAGAGAGACCAACAACAAAGAUUGUUAGCUAGCCACCGCAAGGCGAGAGACAAGAGAGAACAUGUCUUGCUCAUCAUCGUCCGCAUCCGAUGAGGAUGAGGAGGGAAUCGAUUCUUACAGGAAAGGUGGUUAUCACGCUGUUCGAAUUGGUGAUCCUUUCAACAAAGGCCGUUACAUCGCCCAACGAAAGCUUGGCUGGGGCCAGUUUUCCACUGUCUGGCUUGCUUACGAUACUCAAUCAUCUAACUAUGUUGCUCUAAAGAUCCAGAAAAGUGCGACACAAUUUGCACAAGCGGCCCUGCACGAGAUUGAAGUUCUUUCAGCUAUAGUCAACGGUGAUCCCUCUAAUACCAAGUGUGUUGUCAGGUUGAUUGAUCACUUCAAGCAUUCUGGUCCAAAUGGGCAACAUCAAUGCAUGGUUCUUGAGUUUCUUGGUGAUAGCUUACUUAGGCUGAUCAAGCAUAACCGUUACAAGGGCCUUCACUUGAAUAAAGUUAGAGAAAUUUGCAAAUGUAUUCUUAUAGGUUUGGAUUACCUGCAUAGAGAACUUGGGUUAAUCCAUACUGACCUCAAACCUGAAAAUAUUCUUCUUUUCUCCACCAUUGACCCAGCAAAAGAUCCAGUUAAAUCUGGGUUAUCCCCGAUUCUUGAGAGACCUGAGGGUAACCUUAAUGGUGGGUCUACUAUGAAUAUCAUCGAGAAGAAGUUGAAAAGUAGGGCCAAAAGGGCAGUUGCCAAAAUAUCUGGGGGAAGAACUUCAAUGGGAGGUCCCACACAAAAGCCCGAGAGAAACUUGAAUGGGGUUGAUUUGAGGUGCAAGGUUGUAGAUUUUGGAAAUGCAUGCUGGAAUGCUAAGCCAUUUGCUGAAGAAAUCCAAACACGACAGUAUAGAGCUCCUGAAGUCAUUCUGAGGUCUGGCUAUUCAUAUUCUACUGAUAUGUGGUCAUUUGCUUGCACUGCUUUCGAGCUUGCAACUGGUGACAUGUUGUUUGCUCCGAAGGGAAGUCAGAGCUUUUGUGAGGAUGAGGAUCACCUUGCUCUGAUGAUGGAACUUCUUGGGAAGAUGCCUCGAAAGAUAGCAACUGGAGGAGCAAGAUCUAAGGACCUGUUUGACAGGCAUGGAGACCUAAAGAGGAUAAGGAGGCUAAAGUAUUGGCCUCUGAACCGAUUAUUGAUUGAUAGGUACAAAUUCUCUGACGAUGAAGCUCGCGAAUUUUCAGAUUUUCUAUGUCCUCUUCUUGAAUUUGCACCAGAAAAGCGACCGACUGCUCAACAGUGCCUCCAACAUUCAUGGAUCAACCGCACAGUAUCUACCAAUGUCAGCAUGGAAAAUAAAGGUGUUGCUAUGGAGAAGUUGGAAAAAGGGGUGAGUAGCCUCCAUAUGAAGGUGGGAAAGUAGAGAACGGAUGACGGAAGAGGUGCUUGCUUGCAUCAUUUUCAAGCCCUCCCUCCACUUGUAUAAAAUGGAUUUCUUUCUUUCUUUCUUUCUUUCUUUCUUUUGUAUGUUUUGUUAUAUUGAAGUACCAAAAUCAAUUUUCUUAUUUCAAGUUCUUGUUUGGUAUUUGUUAAUGACUGAUUGACUAAAACUGGAGUGGUAAUGGGUACUAUUUUGAGUGAGGAGAGAUGACAUGAAGCCAGGGGGUGGUUGUACUAAUCAGAAUAGGUUAACAUAUUAUUGUAUUGACUACAUGUUAAUGAUUUUUUCUAUUGAGAAAGUAUAAUCUCUUAUCUCUGUAAUGGAGUAUGGGGUUGUCUUAUAGACAACCUACAAGAGCAGCAAUUUGUAAUUUGCAGGUAGACGU
Linum tenue is the source of this 2004-nucleotide messenger RNA. The record is from the annotation of a GenBank genome assembly. Lineage: Eukaryota; Viridiplantae; Streptophyta; Magnoliopsida; Malpighiales; Linaceae.